Messenger RNA from Diaporthe amygdali, 2427 nucleotides. RefSeq lists its product as uncharacterized. Gene Ontology annotation, molecular function: RNA binding. NCBI's taxonomy places the organism in Eukaryota, Fungi, Ascomycota, Sordariomycetes, Diaporthales, Diaporthaceae. The transcript is spliced from 4 exons. Gene Ontology annotation, biological process: mRNA splicing, via spliceosome. The coding region runs from base 1 to 2427 and encodes 808 amino acids. The record is from RefSeq and is a predicted model, not a curated record. Gene Ontology annotation, cellular component: nucleus.
AUGUACGACGAUGAUAGACCGCGGCACCACUACAGAGCAAGAUCGCGCGAACGAGACUACAACCGGGACUACGAUCGUGACUAUGACCGAGACUACGACCGAGGACGAAGCAGCUAUCGCCGUAGCUCCAGGUCGCCGCGCCGCGAACGGGACGAGGGCGAUUAUGAGUACUAUCGCUCGCGGAAUGACGAUCAAGGUCCUCUACCCUACGACGAUGACCAACCCGAAUACCGCAGCCGUGAUCGUGAUCGCGACCGAGACCGCGACCGCCGCCCAUCAUCACGCUCACCUCCAGGGCGUCGACACGCACCGCCUCCCGCCCAGCCAUCUCCCACCAUCAUCGUCCAAGGCCUGCCCGGCGACGCAACCGAGGACGACAUAAUAGACGGCUUCGCGAGCGUGUCGCCCGACCUCAAGGUGUUCAACGCGGACAAUAUCAAGACCGUCCGGCUGCGGAACAACGGGCGCGGGCGGACGAUCGGCUUCGUCGAGUUCGCCGACACCAACGCCGCCGCCCACUUCUUGGAGUUUCACUACCCCUCGCUCGAGUUCCAGCUGGCGCACUCGCGCGGCGUCAACUCAGAGCCCGUGAGCGUCAGGAUCAAUUACAGUUGGAGCAGAGACGACGAGGGCUACGAUCGAGUCAGGGAGGAUAGGCCCAGGGACACGGAGGAUUGGAAGUGUGCUGAGUGCACUUAUAUGAACUAUGGCUCAAGAACACGAUGUCACAGAUGCCGUGCCGAUAAGCCAGAAGGGCAUUAUCGCAGGAGAGAUGAGUCCGCUUCCUACGGGCCAAAGCUAACAGGCGAGACGGAUGAGGAUCCACAGCAGUUACCAUCGCAGUAUGUUGUCAUUCGUGGCCUAGAGCCUUCGGUGACAGAGGAAAUCUUUGCAGAAGGCGUCAAGAAACUCUACAUUGAAUCAAAGCCGGAGCCAAAGAAAGAGACGCAAAACAAGUUGAAGUCGACAGCGCCUACGGCGAGGACAGCAAGUCUUGGCGCAAAACCAGACUCUCUUCGGCGAGUCUUCCUCGUGCGAGACAAAAAGACCAAUGACGCGAUGAGAUACGGUUUCGCAGAGUUUGCCACGCUUGAAGAUGCCCAAGGUGCGAUGGAGAAGUUCAAGGCAUCGCCCAAGUUUGCCAUUUCCUCGAAACCGGUCACGGUGGCUUUCAUCCAUACUGGUGUUUUCAUACCUCAUGCUGGCCGUAUCACGGACGAGAACAGCAGCUUCCUCUUCCAUCCCAUCUACAAUAAGGACAUCCUCCUCAAAUACUGGGACAACCGAGUCUAUCCCAGCAUAUUGAGGGUGUCUGAUGACACAGAUGCAGCCAAGCAGAGCCGUGCGGACAACGUGGGAAAUUCUGAGAAGCCUGGCGAUGAUGCCAUGAACGUGCAGGACGCGUCUGCAAAGAAGCUGAAGAAAUUCAAGAUGGUUCAGCCUGCGGCGAAACCUGCGAUGGUUAUGGGCCCACAAAUGCAGAUGUGGGCAAAGAAGAGAGCCGAGCUCGUGGGACAAGCGCAAGCCCAGGCAGAGCUCGAUGCCAAAAGCGCCGCAUCGAGUCCGGCUCCGAGUGAGAGGGGCCUGGGCUCCGCGCGCGCGCAGGCAAAGGACUCGUAUGUUUCGUACGGUGACACAGACAAUCUGUCCUGUCUCCUGUGCCUGCGAAAGUUCGAUUCGCUGCUCGCCCUACGUGAUCACGAAGUGCUAAACAAAAAUCACCUUGCAAACCUCGCUCAUGAAGGAAAGCGUGACGCAGCAGCAGAGAGACUUAGGUCCCAGGCAAAACGGCCCCAAGUCGUCACUCUUCGAGUAGCGACCGCGUCGCGGCAACCAUCAGACCUGAUAUACACAUCCUAUGCCGACAGGGAUGAACUGCAUUGCCUCGUUUGCCAGCGCAAGUUCACCAAGGCCGCCAUGCUUUCGCUGCACGAGCGUGAGAGCGAGAUGCACCGGCUGAACCUGGAGGAUCAAAGCAACAUUGACCGCGCGAUAUCCCAGCUGGCGAGGGCGGGCAAGACACCUCGCAAGAUGGUGCCAGCCAAGAACAAGGGCACACAGUACCGAGACCGGGCGAGGGAGCGCAGGCAGGCGUUCAAGCAGCCGAACGCACCGCGCAGGAAGGCCCCAAAGGAGGAUUCCGCAACGCAGGUCAAGGAGGCAGAGAAGCCCGCGGCGCCGUCCAAGGGCGCCGCACUGCUUGGCAAGAUGGGCUGGUCGGCGGGCGAGGGGCUGGGUGCCGAAGGCAGCGGGAGAACGGAUGUCAUCGCCACAGAUGUUUACGCCUCCGGUGUGGGCCUGGGCGCCGAAGGCGGCCGGCUUGGUGAUGCGGCGGAGGAAGCGGCGAGGAAGACCAAGGACAAUUAUACUGACUUUGUGGAGGUUACGAGGAACAAGGCGAGGGAGAGAUACGAGAGACUGGGUUGA